Messenger RNA from Oppiella nova, 1599 nucleotides. The record is from the annotation of a GenBank genome assembly. Lineage: Eukaryota; Metazoa; Arthropoda; Arachnida; Sarcoptiformes; Oppiidae.
AUGUUUUGUCUGAAAAACCUAUUGAUAUCAUUGAGUGUCAUAACAGUUAUCAACAGUGAGAACACAACCAAUCAAUUCAGUGGCAAAACUAUCAUCUAUUCGGUCGAAGACUUGGACACAUCGGCGGGCUAUCACUAUCAGCACAGUUACCCACACCACUAUCACCACCAGUACCCCCAUCACUCUCAGCCCCAUUCCUCCACAUACCAUCACCAGUACCACCCGACACCGCACCACUCGACGCCCACCUAUCACUCGCACAACUACCACAGCCCUCACAGUUACUCCUAUAGUAAACACUAUCCAAAGCAUUAUCACUCUCACGGACACCUCCACGCACACCACGGCUCCCACCACGGGGGACAUGGAGGUGGGGACGGGUAUGGCGGUCACCACAGUGGACACAGCCACCAUACAGACUAUAACAAAGCGUGGGAUUCCAGUGGUCACGGAAGCAAUACUGGAUGGGAUAGUCAUUCAGCCGCACAUCACGGCAACCAUUGGGGCAAAUAUGGGAGCGGUAGUCAUGCGGGACAUUAUGGGGAUUGGGUGGAUAAGGCCCAGUGGCAUAAAGAUAAAGGAGAUGGGUAUGUGAAGAAGUGGUCGUGGGAUAAGGAAAAUGGCUUCAAAAAGGCAGCCAAUAUAUACGGGGCCAGUCAUGCACAGCACAACCACACCACGGCCGGCACUACCAUCACGACCAACAUGGAUCACAUGGACAUCAGGCGUAUGGCGCACACGGCGCUCAUAACUCUGAUGGACAUCACAGUCACGGCUACACUCAUGGCUCGCAGGGCACCCACGGUCACAGUCAUGGACACUAUGCCCACCAUAAGCCACACUACUAUUAUGCACAUCACUACUAGUUUGAACGGAAAGUUUGAGAUCCCAGUGAACCCUAAGAUCACAAUGGUCGACAAAAACUGUUCGCCACUUAACCACACAUCCCGACCCCAAAAAUAUCAGAGGCUAUUCAUAUUCAGCUCCGGUAUCCUCACAAUUACGCCCAAAAUCCAGAUCCCAACCGAACUGACGGGGAGUGUGGCGUCGGGUCUGUCCAUAGGACUCCCCAUUAAAGUGAAAUUUCAGUCACAAUAUCAGUUGAUGUCUGAAUGGAUUAAACAGGUGUUGGUUGACAAAGCCCAGGAAAUAAGUCAUAAGACAUUAGGAAGGAGUUGUCUUCAAAGGGCUAUUUGUGAGGUCUCGCAAACACCACUCAUUGCACCCAAUACUGGACUAAUCGGACAAUUGAUUGACAUGUUUCUUACUAUUGAACCAGCUCACAUAGAGUAUGGAAAUCAUUUUGAGGACUACUACAUAGCCCAAACCAUUGCGGACAGGUCCUCUCGGGUGAACAUAAUAGGCAGUCGACGUCUGACCGAUAGGCCUAACUUCUCGGCCAAAUACUGGGCGCCAUCAUUGCAAUCCCAGGCCUCCAAAUACAAGCCAUCAAAGCCGACAAACUUAAUAACGCCUGAGGGCUUCCGCGAUGUCGUCGCUGUUUGCGUACAACGGCUGCGGACUAAUGGAGUUGUCGUUUGUGGUCUUGAAGAUGGCAUAACCGGCGAUAUAGCCGUUCUCGAUAUACCGGGCCAGUAG